AUGUCGUCUUCUUCUUCUUUCAUCUCAUCACUUUUGAUUCUUCUUCUGAUAUUGGCCAUUCUGUGUGGUGCUGCGUUUUCACAAAACGACGACGUAGGUGAUUGUAGCGAUGAUUUUUGGAAGCUGAUGAAGAAUAAAGGAAACACCACAAGGUGCAAGAGUCUUAGGACUCUGGGCGCCGAGUUUGGGUGGACCAUCCAACUCCGAAACGGCACCAACGGCUCGACGUUCGGCCUCGACAUGACGUUCGGCGCCAGCCUAACGAAGGAACCGCCCGCCUGGAUAGCUUGGGGGGUGAACCCGGGAAAGCGGCCGGAGAUGAUCGGAACAAAGGCCAUUAUCGGCAUUAUUCCGAACAGCGAUAACUCAGGGACAGAGGUGAGAACGUAUGAGAUUACGAAGGAGACGAGAAUGGGAUGCCACCUGGGACCAUCCGAGAAUCUUGCAGGGGUGCAAGUUGGGAACACGUCAAUAGCGUACGAUCAAGCGAGUGGUCUGUACACAAUCUCCGCAAGGCUGGAGCUUAAUUCCACCAUGUACAACAAAUCGAGGCUGAACCAUGUGUGGCAAAUUGGGGAGAAAUUGAAUGACGAUAAUAACCCUCAGAGCCACCCAACCACCUUGCGUAAUGUUGAUAGCACGGAGACCAUUGACUUGGAUACCGGCCACAGCUUUGGACAAAACAGGGCUCUCCUAAGAAAGAUACAUGGAGCUUUGAACAUAGCUGGAUGGGGAACCUUUCUGCCCAUAGGAGUGAUUGUGGCGAGGUACUUCCGAGUGUAUCCGUACCAUUUCGAUAAAUGGUGGAAGUACUUGCACGUUGGCUGCCAAUCUGCAGGCUUCAUCAUAGGGACUUGCGGAUGGGCUAUUGGACUCUGGCUUGGCCACGCCUCCAAAUAUUACAGCUUUCAGACUCAUCGCAUUUUUGCCAUCUUCAUCUUCACUUUCACCACCAUCCAAAUGUUUGCAUUGCGGUUAAGGCCGACCGAAAAAGAUGAGUACCGAAAAUAUUGGAACAUGUACCAUCAUUUCCUAGGGUACGGACUACUGGUGAUCAUAAUCAUGAACAUCUUCAGAGGCAUUCACAUUCUCCAAGCUGGCCAGGGAUGGAAAUGGGCUUACGUUGGAAUUCUUGCUUUUCUUGGUGCCAUUACAUUGGGUUUAGAGUCAUAUACUUGGCUCAAGUUCUGUGUUCACAAACAAAACCAGCAGAAAAAGAAGACGACCGAACCUGAAGCAGGAGCUGAAGACAAACCCGCCAAGGCAUGAAACAAAUCAUUUAUGUUUUUGGUCUCUCUCUCUCUCUCUCUCACACACACACACACAUCCCCACCCACCAUGAGCAUUUUUUUAUGUAUUUAUUUAAAUAUACAUGAUUUUCUGAAUGUUGUAUGUUUUCUAACUUGUUUAAUUUGAAAUAAGAACAUGUUUUGUUUAUUUCU
Molecule: messenger RNA, 1442 nt
Organism: Neltuma alba
Lineage: Eukaryota; Viridiplantae; Streptophyta; Magnoliopsida; Fabales; Fabaceae
Product: cytochrome b561 and DOMON domain-containing protein At5g35735-like
Exons: 4
Coding region: 1-1269 (422 amino acids)
Source: RefSeq, a predicted model, not a curated record